Molecule: messenger RNA, 2569 nt
Organism: Chroicocephalus ridibundus (black-headed gull)
Lineage: Eukaryota; Metazoa; Chordata; Aves; Charadriiformes; Laridae
Gene: WAC
Product: WW domain containing adaptor with coiled-coil
Exons: 14
Coding region: 485-2425 (646 amino acids)
Biological process (GO): regulation of autophagy; positive regulation of TORC1 signaling
Cellular component (GO): nucleus
Molecular function (GO): chromatin binding; RNA polymerase II complex binding
Source: RefSeq, a predicted model, not a curated record
GCUCGGCGGAGGCAGCCGAUGUUUCCCGAAGGCAGAGUCGCCCGAGAGCAAAGGGGACAGAGGGGACGGAGCGUGUCGGAAAGAGCCGAAAACAGCCGACGUUAACCGAGCGCGGCGUCGCCCGAGUUUCCCGGAUGUAGUUGGAGGAGCGGCGGCGGUGGCGGCGGGCGCAGCGGGGGGAGGAGGCGGCCGCGGCGGUAGCGGCGGCGGCGGCGGCGGAGUCGGCGCUCCCGGAGUGUCUCAGCGUGCGCGGGGCCGAGUUGGUGGCGUCUCCCCUCUCGCUGUGCGCGGAGGAGAUGGGCCCGUGAGCGCCGCUCCCAGCCGAGCCGCCCGAGCCGCCCCCUCCCUCCCUUCCCCCCUCCCUACCCCCGGUCGGCGGCGAGGCGGAGCGCUGCCUCCCCCUCCUCCCCCCUCGGCGCCUGUGGCCCGGCCGCGGCCGUCCCCUCCUGGUCCCCUCACACUCACACACACAGGCCGGGCAUUGAUGGUAAUGUAUGCGAGGAAACAGCAGAGACUCAGUGAUGGCUGUCACGACCGCAGGGGGGACUCGCAGCCCUACCAGGCUCUUAAGUACUCAUCCAAGAGUCACCCCGGUGGCGGUGAUCACCGUCAUGACAAGAUGCGAGACACCACAGAUCCUUCACCACCAAAUAAAAUGUUGCGGCGCUCUGAUAGCCCUGAAAACAAAUACGGUGACAACACAGGGCACAGUAAAGCAAAAAGUGUGCAUACACACAGAGUUAGAGAGAGGGAUGGUGGGACCAGUUACUCUCCACAAGAAAAUUCACAUAACCACAGUGCUCUUCAUAGUUCAAAUUCACAUUCUUCUAAUCCCAGCAAUAAUCCAAGCAAAACUUCUGAUGCGGCUUACGAUUCUGCGGAUGAUUGGUCUGAACACAUCAGCUCUUCGGGCAAAAAAUACUACUACAACUGCCGAACAGAAGUUUCGCAAUGGGAAAAACCAAAAGAGUGGCUGGAAAGAGAGCAGAGACAAAAAGAAGCAAGCAAAAUGUCAGUUAACAGUUUUCCAAAAGAUAGGGAUUACAGAAGAGAGGUGAUGCAGGCGACAGCUGCCAGUGGGUUUGCCAGUGGAAUGGAAGACAAGCAUUCCAGUGACGCCAGUAGUAUGCUCCCACAGAAUAUUUUAUCUCAAACAAGCAGGCACAAUGACAGAGACUACAGACUGCCAAGAGCAGAGACUCACAGUAGUUCUACUCCAGUACAGCAUCCCAUCAAACCAGUGGUUCAUCCAACUGCUACCCCGAGCACUGUUCCUCCUAGUCCAUUUUCUCUACAAUCUGAUCACCAGCCAAAGAAAUCCUUUGAUGCUAAUGGAGCAUCUACUUUAUCAAAACUGCCUACAUCCACAUCUUCCAUCCCUGCACAGAAAACAGAGAGAAAAGAGUCUGCAUCUGUGGACAAGUCUGUAUCCCAUUCUUGCACAACUCCUUCUACAUCUUCUGCUUCUGGGCUGAACCCAACUUCUGCGCCUGCUUCAUCUGCUCCUACAGUUCCUGUCUCACCUGUCCCACAAUCGCCAAUUCCUCCAUUACUUCAGGACCCAAAUCUCCUUCGACAGCUGCUGCCUGCUCUUCAAGCCACCUUGCAGCUUAAUAAUUCUAGCGUAGAUAUAUCCAAAAUCAAUGAAGUUCUAACAGCAGCUGUGACACAAGCCUCUCUGCAGUCUAUACUCCAUAAAAUUCUUACUGCUGGACCAUCUGCUUUCAAUAUCACUUCCCUAAUUUCUCAAGCUGCACAACUGUCUACACAAGCUCAGCCAUCUAAUCAGUCUCCAAUGUCUUUAACAUCUGAUGCCUCAUCGCCAAGAUCAUAUGUAUCUCCAAGAAUAAGCACGCCUCAGACUAACACCGUUCCGCUUAAACCUUUGAUGACUACACCACCGGUAUCAUCGCAGCAGAAGGUUGCUACUCCAGGUGUUAAACAAGGACCAGCUUCACAGGCAGCACCUCAGCAGCCGGUAAUAGCUGACAAGCAGGCAGGUCAUGAACCUGCCUCUCCACGAAGUCUUCAGCGCUCAAGUAGUCAAAGAAGCCCAUCACCAGGUCCAAAUCAUACCUCUAGCACUAGUGCAUCAAAUUCAACAGCUGCACCGCAAAAUACAUCUGUACGACCCACUUGUUCAUUAACACCUACGCUAGCAGCACACUUCAAUGAAAAUCUUAUAAAGCAUGUUCAAGGCUGGCCGGCAGAUCAUGCGGAAAAGCAGGCAUCAAGAUUACGUGAGGAAGCCCAUAACAUGGGAAGUGUCCAUAUGUCAGAAAUUUGUACUGAAUUAAAGAAUUUAAGGUCUUUAGUUCGAGUAUGUGAAAUUCAAGCAACUUUGCGUGAGCAAAGGAUACUAUUUUUGAGGCAACAAAUUAAAGAACUUGAAAAGCUAAAGAAUCAGAAUUCCUUCAUGGUGUGAAAAGUUGUAAACAAUUGCACAUGGUUUUGAGUACAGGAACUAUUAAACUGAUGCCCAGUCUUAACACUUUUGAGCUGCAUUUGAGUAGACUUUGGACCGUUGAGCUGGGCAGAAAAAAAGUUGACAUGGGGAAGGGGACAGGAG